This is a messenger RNA of Rangifer tarandus platyrhynchus (Svalbard reindeer), 384 nucleotides long. NCBI's taxonomy places the organism in Eukaryota, Metazoa, Chordata, Mammalia, Artiodactyla, Cervidae. The record is from the annotation of a GenBank genome assembly.
AUGAAGGGAAGACCAAAGAAUUGGGAGAUGAGGUUUCUAGAAACCAGAAAACAACACAAAGCAAUCAAGAGGAUUUGCUCAGGAGCUUGCGAAGACCAGGGAGACACAGUCCUUAGCAUUCUCUGUGCUCACAGGAACAUUUUUGUCAUUACUUUAGCUGAUAAAUCAGAUGAGAUUUCCCUUGAUGAAUAUAUUGUCCUUAUUGGAUCACCCACUGUCUGCUUAGCUGUGGGACCACCUUUCUGUCAUUUGGGGAAUUUAUUCUGUGGAUCCCAUAGCAGGAAGAACUGUUUAAACAUCUGGUCUGUUAAAGAACAAAUGGAGAUAUUCCUUAAGCCUCAAGUCACCAUGAGCCACUUUUUAUGGGGACAUGCUGAAUGGUAA